AUGGCGGUGAUGGGCCCCUCGUGGCCGCACUCCGAUUCGUCGUUCGACUCGUCGCAACACUGGCUGGCGAAUCCUAGCGAUUCGCAGAACGUACCCCCGGCAACGCCCGAUUUUCAUCGCCCACAUCGCUCGCUCGCCUCCCCGCCUAACGCGGCCAGCGCUCCUGCUGAGACUGACGUGGCUGGUUCCCUUCGGGCGAACCGGCUUUUAAGGAUCCCGCCUGUGGCGCCGCAACGCACGCUUCCCGGACUAAACAUCGCUCCAAAGAAGGCGAAUAAGAAAGCCCUGGUUCACCGCGGGCCGGAUGGGUCGGUCCCAGUGCAGAUUAACGCGGGAAAGGCGCCGGUUUUCACGGUGGAGAAGGCGCGGAAGCUGCGGGAGAUGCUGAAGGAAUCGGAGACGCAUCACGACACGAUCAUGGCGGCGUUUGCGCAAGACGCGGCGGCGGGUGCGGCUCCGUCUACCGGGGCAGAGGCCAUUCAACCCGCGCGUCGGUUCGCCAAGGCGCCUGACUACUCGCUCAUCACGCCUAUCCUCUACGCGCCUCUCUUCCCACUAAUACGCAUCACGCUGCGCCACAAGCCCAAGCUGAGGGACCGACUCUUCGUGACUGCUGUGGCCAGCGCGUUCCUGCACGGCGCAUACAUGAACUACCGAUUCUAUAAUGCAGAGAGCUAUCAACAAUCACAAAGAACCUGA
Closterium sp. NIES-65 is the source of this 699-nucleotide messenger RNA. Lineage: Eukaryota; Viridiplantae; Streptophyta; Zygnematophyceae; Desmidiales; Closteriaceae. The record is from the annotation of a GenBank genome assembly.